Messenger RNA from Trichoplax adhaerens, 3126 nucleotides. RefSeq lists its product as uncharacterized. Gene Ontology annotation, cellular component: membrane. The record is from RefSeq and is a predicted model, not a curated record. Gene Ontology annotation, molecular function: G protein-coupled receptor activity. The transcript is spliced from 22 exons. The coding region runs from base 1 to 3126 and encodes 1041 amino acids. Gene Ontology annotation, biological process: adenylate cyclase-activating G protein-coupled receptor signaling pathway; cell surface receptor signaling pathway. NCBI's taxonomy places the organism in Eukaryota, Metazoa, Placozoa, Uniplacotomia, Trichoplacea, Trichoplacidae.
AUGUGGAUUGGUUUGGAAGCUGUUGGAAAUAAUAUAACAGGUAUUGGCGAUUACGAGUGGCUAUGGCCUGAUACUUCAAGUUUCUCUCAACAAUUUAGCAACUGGGAAAAAUUUAAUCCGCUGAUAACCGGAGAUCCGCAAUCCGGCAAAUGUGUUACUAUUAAUAGUCAAACUCUUUUAUGGACUAACCGGCGCUGCUAUUCAUUUUAUCCAUUUCUAUGUGAACAAAAGCUCAGAUGUCCUAUAGACUGGUUGCAAAUUGGUGAAAGGUGUUAUCUACCUUCAUCAACGAGUUAUAAUUCAUGGUCUAAUGCAUUCGCAUACUGCAUGGAUUUGAAUGCUAGUUUAGCCAUUGUCCAUGAUCAAUCUGAAUAUGAAUUUGUCAAGAGCCUAGCUUUAUCGACAGAUAAAUCGAUGUGGAUCGCUCUUAAAUCGAACAUGAGUGGACUACAGUGGAUAAGUGAAGACCAAUAUCAACUACAUCAACAUCCUAAUGCAAAGGAUAUUUGCAUGGUAGCCAAUGUAAGCAAUGGUAUCAUUUACUGGCAGUUGCAAAAAUGUCUAAACAUUCAUUAUUUGUAUCCACUUUGCAUGCGAGGCGCAACAUCACCGGACGGUACCAAUAUUAUUUCGAAUAAGCAAACAGAUGCUAUCUUAAAUUCGAUUGGAACAAAGCAGUUCCGUUUAUGUUCUAACAAUUGGCUUCUAUAUGAAAGAUACUGUUUUAGAUUGAAAGGUACUAAAAUAAAAAAUUCAUUAUCUGAGAAUUAUUGUCAAGAUACAUUGGCUUCUUAUCCUGCCAUUAUUCUGGAUCAAACCCUUGAAACCAUGAUCACUUCAAUGCUAAGUGAUGGAGAUGAAGCUUGGAUCGGCUUGCAGUACAAAUCUGGUUUUUUUUCGUGGUUCGAUAAUAAAACGAUGCUUAACUAUUCUAACUGGGCAAAAGGAGAGCCAAGGUUGCUUAAUGAAAGUCGAUGUGUAACUUUACAAAGGCAUAAUGAAUCCAAGAGCUAUUGGUAUACUCGAAAUUGUGAAGAAAAAUACGCAUACAUUUGCCAAAGACUCGGGAAAACCUUUGAAUGUCCAAAGUCUUGGCUUAUGAAUGAUUCCAGCUGCAUUAAAAUUUUUUAUGCAAAGUUAAGUUUUCAUGAAGCACGCGAAUUAUGUCGUAUUCAUAGAUCGGAUUUGGUUAUACUUUCUCCAGAAAUUCGAAGUUUCGUGGAAAAUCUAAUACCAUAUGAAAUGAAAAUUAGAUUUCGAUCAAUUAGCUAUACCAAUCAGUCUUUUUGGAUUGGAUUAUACAAAAAAUCCAGCGAAGUUUAUAUGUGGAUACAAAGUAGAUCUCUUGAUCACCUCGUGGUUACAAAAUUGAAAGCCAACUCUAGCGAAACUACCCAUCGAUGUGUGAUUAUGAAAUAUAUGAAGGAAACAGAAUCCUGGGAAUGGUAUCCAGCAAAUUGCUUUCAUUAUAAAGCCUACCCGAUCUGUCGAAAAACGUUAAUAAUUACAGAAACAGAAAGUACAACGCCAUCACCAGCACCUUCCGAUUCAACUGUUGCUUUCAUUUCUAGUGCAGAAUCCCUCUCUACAUCCAGUUUGGCAUCCAAUUUAAUAUCUAAUCAAACAUUAAGUUCAAUACAUCAAAACGACUUUACGGAAAAAAUAAAUUAUAUUGAAUUGGUAGAAAAGACUGGAUUACAAUUAGCACAGAAUUUACCCACUAAUUCCAGCAUGGUGCAAUCAUCCUAUCACGAUGAGGCUUUAGGGGUUUAUUAUGUUCUUGUAAAUGCUUUGAAAAGCAAUGGCAGCCAAAUAACUGAUAUUAAAUUAGAAAAGCAAACCUUACGGUUAUUAUCUACAUAUUAUGGAUAUCCACUGAGAGUUAGAAUACCUCUAAUAGUGGUCCCUACUGAACCUAGCGAGAGAUAUCAAGUGGCUUUAGGAAUAUAUAAAACUACUCCGAUUCAAAUUGAAAGCAGUAAAUUGCCAUUAAUGCAGCAUUCCAUAUCAUGCAACAUUAAACCCUUAAUAAUGGGAAGAUUUCCAGAUCCGGUCAUAUUCUAUUUUAAAAUUACUCUGAAUACUACAAUCCAACCCUUGUGUGCCUAUUGGAAGGAGAAACACUGGGCAACAGAUGGGGUAGAAACUCAGCAAGUAAACAGUACCAUCGUUAAAUGUAUAGCCUAUCAUCUAACAAGCUUUUCUGUCUUACUGCAAACUGACAGUUAUAAGAAACUUUUAAGCAUUUUAACUUAUGUUGGACUAUCUACUUCUUUAUUUUGCCUCAUUCUUACACUUCUAACCUUUACAAUAGUCAGGCGAUUCUAUAGUAUCCGAGGCGUAGUCCAUGCUAACUUGGCAGCAUCUCUAAUCAUUUCGACUUCUGUUUAUAUAGCUGGAAUUCAAAAAACCGAUAACGAGGUUUUAUGUCAAAUCAUUGCCGUUGUGCUUCACUUUUCAUUUUUGGCUUCUUUUUCUUGGAUGUUGGUUGAAGGAAUUGUGACCUUUAAAAUGUCUAUCCAUUGGACGGAGAAAAUGGCUUCUUGUAUAAUAUAUGUCAUAAUUGGAUGGGGCACACCAUUUAUCAUUGUCCUUGUUGCUUUCCUGUUGAGAAAAGAAUUUUAUGGGACCAGUAAUUAUUGCUGGAUAGCUCCUGGCAAUUUUUUAUUAUUUGCUUUUGGAAUUCCCGGCUUAGUGACUAUAGGUAUUAAUCUUAUUUUUAUGAUUCUGAUUACUCGAACUUUGAUGGGAAUCCGCGCAAUGGCAAACAAAUCCAAGAUUCAGAAGACAAGGGUGUCAUUAAGGGCUUCGAUUGCUUUGCUACCUCUGCUUGGAAUUACUUGGAUUUUUGGCUAUGUAGCAAUUCAGAAUAAGACUGUAGUAUUCUCCUAUAUCUUUGUUAUAUUAAACUCUUUGCAGGGGACGUUUGUAUUUUACUUUCAUUGCUUAAAGUAUAAAGGUGUGAAAAAAUUCUAUAAAUCCUGCAUUAUUAAAUGUCGAAACGUUUUCGCUACUACCCAGACUUCUAGUAGUAUUGGAAUCCAGGGUUCCAGAGCACAUAUUAACAUCGCUCUAUCGGAAGACGAAAAUUUAGUGUAUAUCAUAGCUAAGUUAAAGAUGCAUUGA